ACUCCAAUAAAACAUAAUGAGCUUACAUAAGCAGACUAUAGCACCUCUUGAAGUGACUCAGGAUUGAAUUUUCCCCGCGCAGACUCCAGUCGCUCUUUUCACUCUUUCCUCUCUUCUGCCUCAGAGCUCUCUAACGGCUCUUCGCCAUGUCUCUCUCUGCUGCCAAAAUGCGCAUAACGAGCGCACCCAAAACCUCGUCCGCCAUCUCCUUUUCUCGUUCGAAAUCGACCAGGGCGGCGAGUUCAACCUCAUCAAUGCUUGAAGCCAAAACCAGAGUGCGGGAACAUGCACGCAAUAUCAGCCGUACAUCCACUCGUGAGGCGUCUGCAGCUCAGUCCGUACGACCUGUACCCGCUCCAGGAUUCCAACAAAUGCCUACCAGGAAUAAUGUCCCAUACCCUCCUCCGGGACUUGGUCCUCAUGCGGAAGGUCCUAUGGACCAUUCGUUCGUUGGAAUGUCGGGCGGCCAGAUCUUCCAUGAGAUGAUGGUCCGACAUGGUGUCAAGCACGUCUUUGGAUACCCUGGGGGUGCCAUUCUCCCAGUAUUCGAUGCUAUUUACAACUCACCACAGUUUGAGUUCGUCCUUCCAAGACACGAACAAGGUGCCGGACAUAUGGCAGAAGGUUAUGCCCGCGUGUCAGGGAAGCCUGGUGUCGUUCUCGUUACGUCCGGUCCGGGAGCGACGAAUGCUAUCACUCCUCUGCAGGACGCUUUGAGCGAUGGAAUUCCUAUCAUCGUAUUUACUGGACAGGUGGCUACUUCUCUCAUUGGGUCCGAUUCUUUCCAAGAAGCAGACAUCCUCGGCAUCUCCCGCUCAUGCACGAAGUGGAAUGUUAUGGUUAAGGAUAUUUCAGAGCUUCCAAGGCGGAUCAACGAGGCAUUCAAGAUCGCUACCUCAGGACGACCAGGUCCCGUAUUGGUUGACCUUCCGAAGGAUGUGACUGCGGCUAUUCUACGGACACCUCUGCCGUACAAGGCUACCACGCCUGGUACUCCUCUUGGUCUCCCUACAAACCCUUUGCAGCUGCUGCAAACUCCCACCGACCUCAUCAUGGUCAAGCAAGCCGCUGACCUCAUUAACCAAGCACAACGCCCUAUCAUUUAUGCCGGCAAUGGCGUUCUCUCAUCACCCCUUGGUCCCAAAUUGCUCAGGCAAUUGGCAAAGGAGGGCAAUAUCCCUGUAACAACAACCCUCCAGGGCCUCGGGGCCUUCGAUGAGUUGGACGAGAUGAGUCUGCAUAUGCUUGGUAUGCACGGUUCGGCGUACGCGAACCUCGCCAUCCAGCAGGCCGACGUUGUCAUUGCUCUCGGUGCUCGUUUCGACGAUCGUGUCACCGGCAAGGUUGACACUUUUGCACCUGCAGCAAAAGAAGCAGCUACCAGGGGUAAGGGUGGCAUUAUCCACUUUGAGAUCCAACCCAAGAACAUCAACAAGAUCGUUGAUGCAACUAUCCCCGUAAUGGGCGAUGUCGUUGCGAACAUGGCUGCUCUCGUUCCUAUGAUUCGUUCAUCACCGAGAAAAGAGUGGUUCGCAGAUAUCAAGACGUGGAAAGCGGCGUAUCCAUUCACUUAUGAGAAGAGUCCAGAGGGAGGCUCUAUCAAGCCUCAGCAGGUGAUUGAGGAGUUGGAUAGACAGACAGCAGACAAGAAGGAGGACGUGAUUAUCACUACUGGCGUUGGCCAACAUCAAAUGUGGGCGGCGCAACACUAUCGAUGGAGAACUCCUCGCUCGAUGGUCACUUCUGGUGGUCUUGGCACAAUGGGCUUCGGCCUUCCUUCAGCUAUCGGAGCUAAGGUUGCAGCACCGAACAAGAUUGUUGUCGACAUCGACGGUGACGCAUCUUUCAGCAUGACCGCUAUGGAACUCGCCACCGCAUCACAAUUUAGUAUCGGUGUCAAGGUCCUCAUCUUCAACAACGAGUUCCAGGGAAUGGUUCAGCAAUGGCAAGAUCUCUUUUACGACUCUCGCUAUGCUCACACACGGAUGGUCAACCCUGACUUUGUCGCGUUGGCUAAGGCAAUGGGCGUACAUGCUAUGCGGUGUCAUUCGGCUGAGGAACUUCCGGCCAAGAUGAAGGAGUUCUUGGAGUAUGAUAACUCGAGACCUGUGCUCCUGGAUUGUGUUGUUGACUCCGCGGAGCACGUUUUCCCUAUGGUUCCUGCCGGCAAAGCUCUCCAUGAGCAGAUGGUUCAUCCCAUGCUAAGAAAAGCUUACGAUGCUGCCAACAAGAAAACCUGAUCUACGCAAACACAUUCGUGUUAUCUCAACACACAAUCGUUAUACCUUAAGAUCACGGUCGUUCCUGUCACUGAUACCGCCUCGCAUCGCGUCUUUUGCUGUUGAUUGUGGGAAGUUGGCCUUAGUAUCCUUUGCAUCAUCUUUAGUUUCGUAUCUCAUGUGUCAUAGUUUUGUUUGCAUCCAUGCUGCGGGGGUUUGGAUCUUUAUAGUAGUUGGAGGAGCAGCGAAGGGAGAGAAAGAACAAAAGUCCUCAUAUGGGACACGAUUGUAUCCAGUAUAAUCAAAUGAUUUGGUUCUGUUCCGCCUGCAUCUCGUGUUCAUUUCAAUAUUUGUGAGGUUCAGGAUGUCUGGCGAUACAUAGAGAGAAAUCGGCCAGAACUUCUUGUUUCUCUUAACAGCGAAGUCGAAGGGUUCGUUGUUCAGUGUUUGUAAUUGAUUUGAAGCUUAAUGAAGCUUUGAACAGUGCAGUUGGGUCGUGCAAAGAGACAAGAGGAUUAUAAGUUUACAAGCUUUUCUUUCUUGACGAAUACCCAAAUAUGUACAAUAUCGAACCAC
Molecule: messenger RNA, 2795 nt
Organism: Somion occarium
Lineage: Eukaryota; Fungi; Basidiomycota; Agaricomycetes; Polyporales; Cerrenaceae
Source: the annotation of a GenBank genome assembly